This is a messenger RNA of Nezara viridula (southern green stink bug), 165 nucleotides long. Lineage: Eukaryota; Metazoa; Arthropoda; Insecta; Hemiptera; Pentatomidae. The record is from the annotation of a GenBank genome assembly.
UCAAAAUACACAUAAUUUCUUGGUGUUUUCGAACUGCAGAUGAAGAGGAAGGUUGAUUGUCGCAAAGUAAUCGAGUACAUAGUGCAAGGUAAGCACACGACAAAUGCUUAACUGGCAAAAUGUACUCGACCCCAAUCCAACUUGAUGCUUUCUAUCGCUGUGCAU